Messenger RNA from Penicillium cinerascens, 1929 nucleotides. Its product is annotated as TLD domain-containing protein. The record is from RefSeq and is a predicted model, not a curated record. The coding region runs from base 1 to 1929 and encodes 642 amino acids. Lineage: Eukaryota; Fungi; Ascomycota; Eurotiomycetes; Eurotiales; Aspergillaceae. The transcript has 2 exons.
AUGGGCGCGGGCCAGUCGGCUGAAUAUAAGGGAGCGUCUCCUGAGGAGCUGAGUUACGUGCUCGCGGAGCGCUUUGCGACAAAAUGCUUCACACCACUGGAGCUCACGCACUUCAAGGACAAUUUUUUCUCUCGUGCCGCUGAGCAGGGUGGUCUCCGGUAUUGGAACGAAAAAAUCCUUUCGGAAACCCUCGGCGUCCCGGAUGGCAGCUUCUCUGAUGCCAAGGAGAACCGCCUCGACGCCGGGCCUGUCCUUUUCCGCAUGGUCUCAUAUCUCGGCGCAUUUCCAUUCCAAAAUUCAAUGGCACCGAGCGUUCUGACGUUCGAGGCCAUGGUCAAGGUGGCGGUCCUACUGACCGAAAGGUACGGGAAAGUGUUGCGAAGAGGCCGCAAGGAUCGGAUCAAACUGCUCUUUGGCAGUCUCGCCGAUGUCGGAAGAAAGAACCUCGGAAUUGCUUCUGAUGAAACUCCUGGUCAAGAUGAGCAAUCGGUUGCAGAAGCCAAUUCUUCAGCUGUCAAUUCUCACGCCCCCGGCUUUUCAAUUGACGAGCCAGCAAAUGACGACUAUGACGAAGACGAAGAAGAUGACCUUGCGCUAGCAGCACUAGAAUCACUAGAUGCAAUUGAGGUGUUUAAACAUGACCACCGUGUCGAUCGCACCGUCUACGAAACCCGCAUCUCUCUGGAUACCUUCCGUCGACUACUCAUGCUGCUGCUCGUGAUUGCGCCCCUUAAGCCUUUGGAGCCUGUGCAGAUCUACACGACUGAUCUAUCUGCGGAAAGAGUUGAGGCACUUCAAAAAGAGGCAGACAGUAUCAUUGCGGCGUUUUCGCCGGAGGAGAAUGAUGGUGGCAUCUCGUAUCGGGCUUUCGCUCGAACAAUCUCAUCAUCUUUGCCGUACCUUUUUGACCCCCUUACACCGUUAUUCGAGCACCUUCUUUUCAGCAAGAAUCUGAACCUUUCCCGAAAACAAGGGAACGAGGGACAGGAAGAGGACACCAUUGAGGAAACGGACGAGAAGACUGAAAAUAUUCCUCCACCUGCGCCAAUUAUGCUUCCGGGCAGUUUUGAGUCCACAAUUUUAAACUCGACACUUCUGUCACAUAUCUCAUUCUUCUUGCCUUCAGCCUCGGCAUCGCUCAACCUUUUCCGAAACGACGUUCGUCUCCAUCCGGUCUUCUCGACAUCUGCCCACGGCUCCUCCUUAACAUCCUUCUCCCACCACGUCCUUUCCUGGCAAUCCGCAUCUUUGCUCAUCCUUCAAGGUGCACCUGAGGGCGACGGCGAGGAGCUCAUCACACUCGGUGCCUAUCUCCCGCAAACAUGGAAGUCUUCUUCCUCAACGCACAGCACUUCCACAUCCCAAGCCUCCAAUUCACUCCCCUGUCUCUUCCAGCUAUGCCCCAAACACCAAGUCCUCCCCGGAAACCCGUCGCCAUCUAUUGAGAAGAAGCAGAACCUCCCAGCAGCGUGGUUUUCGACACACUCCGGCAUCGCCAUCGGUUGUCAGAUACCCCCACCCUCUCGCAGCCACCAGACACAUCCCAGCCCGCAUGGGGCAGCAAGUCUACUCAUCGACGUUAACCUUGAAUCAGCAGAGCUGCACGUCGCGCCUGUAGGACACGAUGGUGUCUUCCUGCCCUCAGGCACUGCAUCUCCCGAUGAAAAACCAACGAAGACUCGGUUAGACAUCUACUCUCUCGAGAUUUGGGGCGUCGUCCCCGACCCCCAGGCAUCUGAAUCAGACUCUGGUUCUAGCGCAAUAGACGCGCAACGAGCAAAGUGGGAGUUUGAGGCACGCGAGGCAGAGAGGCGACGAAAUAUCAAUCUGAAGACCGGAGCUGGCGACUCGGCGCAAGAGAGUGCGCGAUGGCUAUUGGAGACGGCGGGGAUUAUUGGGGACCAGGGGAGACCUGGUGGCAGUGUUUGA